Salvelinus fontinalis (brook trout) is the source of this 2953-nucleotide messenger RNA. RefSeq lists its product as uncharacterized. Lineage: Eukaryota; Metazoa; Chordata; Actinopteri; Salmoniformes; Salmonidae. The transcript is spliced from 2 exons. The record is from RefSeq and is a predicted model, not a curated record. The coding region runs from base 68 to 2953 and encodes 961 amino acids.
AUCCAAUGUGAGAAGGUAUACGCUUACAGAGGAGCAGGAGGAAUUGGUAUCUAAGCUCUCCCCAGAGAUGGCAGAGAAAUUCAAGAAAGCAUUCACCAACGCCACUGCGAAAACAAACUGUGUCAAAAAUAAUCAGCUGGGAGUGACUGAGUCAAGUGCAGUAGAAGAAUUGCCAGUUAUUCUAAUGCUGCUCAAGGUAACUGCCAAUGCAGGACAAAGAAUUGGAACCCUGAUCGACUUGGCAUCGGACACAAACUACAUCACUCACAGAGCUGCCAGAAGAUUAAAUCUUCGAAGUGAAAACAUCACUUUAGUCGUUCAUGGAGUCGGAGGAAUGGCCAUGAAGGUUAGAACCAGAAGAUAUCUCCUCAGAGUGAGGGUCAAAACGCCCAUAGGCACGGAAAGAGCUCAUGAGCUUAUCUGCUAUGGUUUGAAUGAAAUUGCCAACGUCCACAGAGUCAUCAAACCUGAGCAACUCAAGAAGUUCUUCCCAGAAGUCAAUCUAGGAGAUCUGAGUAGACCAGAGAGUAUUGAGCUACUGAUAAGCCACCGCGAAGGAAGACUUGCUCCGCAAAGAGUGAAGGUGAUUGGAGACCUUGUCUUGUGGGAAGGCCCGCUAGGAAAGACUGUUGGUGGAGCACAUCCAGAUCUGUUUGAAGAAGUGGAUAUAGCCGCACACAGGUCUGAAACACACUUUGCUCGAUCCAUGAAAGCAACUGCUGUCAAGUAUCAAGAGAUAGCUAAGCUGUUCACAGCUGAAACCAAAGGAACAGUUGCUCACAGAGAGUUCUUGGAUUGGUGGAAGUGGGACAGCAUUGGAGCAGCUUGCGACCCAAAGUGUGGAGGAUGCCGGUGCGGCAACUGUCAACCAGGAGGCAAAGAAAUGACUCUGAGUGAGGAAAGAGAGCUGGAGAUCAUAAGGAAAGGCCUCACCUACAUCAAAGCAGAUGCUCACAGUGAUGAACCCCACUGGGACACAAAAUACCCCUGGAUUCAAGAUCCAAGUUCCCUUCCUGACAACAGGAUUGGGGUGGAAGCCACCUUCUUGAGAACAGAAAAGCAACUCAAAAAAGAGCCAGAGUGGAGAAUAGCAUACACAGCUCAAGUCCAUGAAAUGGUCGAGAGAAGAGCAGCGAAGAAACUCACCAAAGAGCUCAUUGCCAGCUGGAAGGGGCCAGUAUGGUAUGUCAGCCACUUGGUGGCAGCAAACCCGCACUCUCUCACAACACCUGUGAGACUGGUAUGGAACAGCAGCCAGAAGUUUAGAGGGGUCAGCAUGAAUGACCUUCUGCUGAAAGGGCCUGAUGUCCUCAAUCCCAUCCGAGCAGUACUACUCAGGUUCAGGAGAGGCGUCAAUGCUGUCCUCGGCGACAUUAAGAAAAUGUACAAUUCUGUGUGGUUGGAAGACCUGGAGAUGCACCUCCACAGAUUUCUCUGGAGAGACACUGAGGAGGAAGAGAUUGAAGAGUAUGCGAUCACCAGAGUCAACAUUGGCGAUCGACCAGCAGGGUGCAUUGCGCAAUUGGCUAUGAGAGAGACAAGCAAACUGCCCAUGUUUGCUCACCUGGAGGAGGAACGUAGGAUCCUUGAAGAGGAUACCUAUGUCGAUGACAUCCUGACUUCCCAUAAUGACUUGCAAAAGCUGGACCAGAACACCAAAAGUGUUGAAGAGAUCCUGAAGGCAGGCGGCUUCGUCCUCAAGCCCUGGGUCCGGUCAGAUCAAAGUGGGAGGCAGGAGAUCGUACCAGAAGAACAAGGAGCGCAGUCAAGCACAGCACUCAUUCUCCCAAACCAAAUGAGGGAAGGAGACAAUAAGGCCCUUGGAGUUGGAUACCUUGUUGAGGAGGAUAGACUGUACCUCAUGACUUCAAUCAAUUUCUCAAAGAGGAAAGGGAAAAUGAGAGUCGGCCAAAAUCUCCUUGAUGAAGAGGUGAGAGGGAAAACUCCAAACCCACUGACGAGAAGAGAACUGCUGAGCCAGGUAGCUAGCCUGUAUGACCCAAUAGGCCUCGUCACACCUGCCAAACAAAAGGGAGCCAUUCUUGUCAGAAAGGCGUUUCAGGAAGCUGGAGGCAAAACUCUGAACCGAGACACUUGGGACAAACCUUUGUCUGAAAAUUUGAGGGAAGAAGCCAUCCAAUUCUUUGAGGAAUACACACGUCUUGGCCAAAUCACCUUUCACAGAAGCCUCACACCAGCCAACUGGAUUGGAAAACCAUGGGGAAUAACAUUCUCUGAUGGAAGUGACAAGAGCUAUGGAGCCGUAGUGUACUUAAGAUGGGAGACCCAGCAAGGCAUCAAAGUCAGACUGGUUGAAUCCAAAGCAAAGCUCACACCAUUGGACCAAAAGGGAGAACCAGUAAAAGCUGAAAUCUGCGGUGCUGUCUAUGCAGCACGACUUCGAAAAGUUGGAGAGAUCCAGAAAUCCACAUCCAUAGAAGACUGGUGGUGGAUCCCAGGAAGCCUGAACAGUGCUGACAUCAUAACAAGAGGGGCAGCCCCAGAAGACCUCCAGGAAGAUUCCAUGUGGCAGGAUGGACCAGCAUUCCUGAGGAAACCUGUGAAAGAGUGGCCACAUAAGUCAGCCAAAGAAAUCGCUGCGUAUGGCAAGGAAGGUAUAAACAAACUUCGAAGGAAAGCUUUCUCAGCAGCACUGACCAGAGCGCAGGUCAAGAGAAACCAGAGUGAUACACAGCAAAAUAAAUCAGAUGAACCUAAGACUCGGAUCCGAAGAUCACCAGCCGGCUCUGCGGUAACAAAACUGAUUGACAUCAGGAAAUUCAGCAAUCUGACCAGGCUGAUCCGAGUCAUUGCCUGGGUUUGGAGAGCCGCAACGAGAUGGAAAGAAAUAUUGACCAAGAAUUCAGCCUCAGAUAAACCAAAGUGGGAGGACGCUCUUUCAACAAACUGGAGGUACAGAGCCAAACAAGCUGUACUCACUGUCGGAGUGUGA